AUGAUGCGAAAGCUUCAACUAUUAAGGAAUGGGCUAUGUACAAGAGAACAUGAACUUAGUCUUUUGCUAUCGAGAUACGUACGAUCGUUUCCGUCUAAUGUCAAAGUUUGGGGAUCUUCCGUUAUCCAGUUAAAUCCAGUAUUGGAUCGCAAUAUCGUAAGCAGGAAUAAGCUAUUAUUCAGACGAAGGUUCAAGAGAUGUCGGAUAAUGCUAAAUGGGAAACCAAUUUACCCAAACGGUUUCCAACUAUCGACUUUAAGACCUCAACUGGGAGGUUCAGACCUUUUUAUCGCAUCUCCACCUAAUAGUGGAAAGACUAUAUCGUAUAUUCUGCCAGAAGUUUUGAAAUAUCGCCAUGGACAGUUAGAUUGCACUGAGAAACAGAAGAUCCUCGUUCUGGUCCCUACUUUGGAUCUAAUACUACGAGGGACUAGAAUUGCAUCAGGAGCUCUGAAAGAUGUAGCGAAUGUGCAGCCAUUAUACUACAAAACUCUGGCGAAUAAUGAAGAUCUAUCGGAUAUAUCAAACGCAAAUGUGAUUUAUUCCACACCACUGUCUGCAUAUAGGUUACUACUUAAGCAACCAGUUAUAUUUAAUAAUGUUCGCACAUUGGUUAUUGAUGAAGCGAAUAGGAUUUUGCACGAAAAAUCUUCCAUCUUUGCAGUAAAGAUAAGGAAUUUGUUACCGGAGAAUAUCCAGAUCAUUGUUUUGGCACCAAGAAAUGAGGAUAAACUACGGCAGUUUGCGUCGAGAUUUCUGCGUGUUAAUUUUAGAGUAAUAUCAUUCUGCCCAGAGUACAAGAAUGUACCGAUAACUCAACACAUUCCGGGGCCGCAAAGAAGUGGCACGCCUAUUCCGGAGGAUUUUGAAGUUCAUACUCUGAUACCUAGAGAAAAAACGGAACUGGAAGAAAGGGUUGAGAAAAAUCGUUUAAAGGUUCUAGAUCAUUGUAAAAUACGCCAGGUCUAUGUAGACAAGGAUGUCAAAUGUGAAUAUAUUUUGUAUAAACCCAUAGAUUUUACAACCACUCUACUUUCCGCAAUCUUGGAACACGAUAAAGUGAUAGUGAUAUUUCCUACGGUGAAAAUGGCACAAUUUUGCUAUAUAUUUUUCAAGCAUAUAAUGGAGAUACAUUGUGAUACUGGCAAGCAGUUUUAUGCUUUGCAUGGGCACCUUUCCCUUGAAAAGAGGAGGUUUGUGGUUGACUUAUUUUCAUCCUGUCAGAAUGGCAUACUGUUUGCAACAGACGUUGUCUCUGUAGGAUUAUCGUUUCCACAUGUUGAGGCUGUUAUUCAAGUGGGAGCUGCUCGUUCUGUGGAUGUUCUCUCUGAUAGGAUUGGUUGUUCUUUCUAUCACGAAUCAGACAAAAAAAGUGGGUACAAUUUACUUCUUUUGCAUGAUUUGGAUACACACAUCUUGCAUGAAGCAUCUCAACACAAUUGUGAUAUAAAAACUAGACGUGCAGAUACCCUCAUAUACAAGUGCCACAAAAUUGAUACAAAAUGGGUAAAUUCCCCAAGCUAUCUUGCAUCUUGUGAAUUAAUGUAUAGAUCACUUCUUGGCUAUUAUUGUAAUAAUGCAGAUCGACUAAAGUUUCAGCGCUGGCAAACUCCUAGCCUUGUGAAUGAGAUUAUAAAAUCAUUUGGUUGUAGUAAUGAGUUUUCUGUGAGCAAACAAUUUGCCGCAAGAUUGCAUCUGUUGAAUGCGCCUGGAUUGGCUGUAAAAUACGAUUCCAUAGAAAAAACGCAGUUACAAGCAGCAGUGCUUGCAUAUUCUGGUUUCAGAUCGCGUGUUCUUCAGGGAGGCAUUUCUGCAAAAGGAUUUUCAAAAGUUGCUGAAAUGCAAAUUCAAUCUGUUCCCUUGAAGUGCAACCAAGAAUGUUAAUUUUUCCGCUUUUGUAUAUGAUACAUGUGCUUGUGCGAUUUUUUCUUGUUCCAAUUUUCUCUAAUUCUGCUUCUAGUUCUCGUUCUAUUUCAAGUGCUGCAUCCCAGUACGAUCCUUCGACUUGUUGUGGUUCAAUUUCAGGUUCAUCUGUUUCUGGAAGGUCGACUUGUAGCCUUAGUGACCCUGAGGGUAGCAUCAUGAUUUUGUCCGUUGUUCGCUUUCCUUCAUCAUAGAGACUUUCCAAGUCUAAUUCUCCUUCAAGUACAACUUUACAAAAGAGGUGAUCGAUCUUGAAGGUCUUGAUUGCGUCCUUGACCUUGAGGAUGUUCUCGUCGGCAGAGUAUUUCCAUUUUAGACCAUCCACGUCAAUGAGUUCCCUUUUUGGGAAUAGUACUUCCCAUUUUGUGCGAUAGCGGAUCUUGUGUACGAUUUUUGCGAUAUUUCUGUAUGCUUGAGAUUCUGUUAGUGCUCCCAUGACGAGUAUUUUCCCGUUAGAGUAUAUUUUACACAUUGAAAGGGGUUCUAGCAAUAAAAUUUUGACGGAAGAAUGUGAACAUUCGCUUCUAGAAAGACUGCGUGCAAGGAGUAGAAGAUCAUCGUGUGUAAAGCCCUUGGAGCUGAGCGUUGCAGAUGCCCAUGUGACAGAGAUUUGGGACGAGAGGAUUUUAAUUCCAUCAACUUCAAGGUUGAGAUCCCUGGAGCCAAAGGACGGCUCAAGCGGUGGCAGUCU
Molecule: messenger RNA, 2614 nt
Organism: Theileria equi strain WA
Lineage: Eukaryota; Apicomplexa; Aconoidasida; Piroplasmida; Theileriidae
Product: DEAD box ATP-dependent RNA helicase family member protein
Exons: 1
Coding region: 1-1884 (627 amino acids)
Molecular function (GO): nucleic acid binding; ATP binding
Source: RefSeq, a predicted model, not a curated record